AACAACGGAAGCCAAAUAUUACAAUGGAUUUAAAAGAAGAAGACGAAAGUGCGAACGAAAGUGGCAGACAAUUGUUUUUAGUGGGUGCACCGCGUGAUCCUCUAGUAUCUACUGGAGCGAUCGUAGCUUCUGCUGGGGCACACGACGAGAUCAACCCCGGAGGAGAUCUACAGUCGACUGCUCUAGCUGGUCUGAUAGGCGCUCAAUCUUCCUCGGUUUGCUUUCCUACAAAAUUCUCAUACGAUUUUUCGCCGAGCCCGGGAAGCGAAGACAGGCAAUCGUCUGGAGUUGGUAAAAGGAAGCAACGUAGGUACCGUACUACGUUUACGAAUUUUCAAUUGGAAGAACUGGAAAGAGCUUUUCAGAAGACACACUACCCUGACGUAUUUUUUAGAGAAGAGCUUGCUCUACGUAUUCAACUGACAGAAGCCAGGGUACAGGUAUGGUUUCAAAACAGAAGAGCAAAGUGGCGGAAGCAAGAAAAACAGUGUAAAGUUACCACUCACUUGACUUCUCAUUUACCACCUUCUGAAUGUCAAGAAGUACAACAACAACAGCAGCAACAACAAUCGGAUCAUUUAUUAUUGGAACCACCAUUGGGUAGCCCUCCACCGAUAUAUCUUGGCAUGGAAUGGGCAGGAUUUUCACCAUACAGUAAUACAGCCACGGCAUCACCUCUCGUGGUUAACAGUAUGAACAAGCCAUUAGAAUCUGAAGCGGACGACAAUCCUUUGCUAGAUCCAGAACUGUUGCAACUAAAAGCUCCACGUUCCUAAUAACAAUAAUCUAAGCCCAUGCUGUAGUGUCUUAUCAGUAACAUAUCUUACUACGUUAUAUAAUAUUUUUUAAAGGCAAAGUGUAUAGUGCAAACGAUUCUUUGCAAUAUCACUUGAAUCUUACCAUAUAUCGUGCAAUAUAUAUCCGUAAACAGUGUUAUAUGUUAUUACCGGUUUAAACUGGUAUAUAUUGUAACUAAAAAGCGAGGGACCAAAGACUUAUUAAAUAACGUGGC
Megachile rotundata (alfalfa leafcutting bee) is the source of this 1012-nucleotide messenger RNA. RefSeq lists its product as uncharacterized. Gene Ontology annotation, biological process: regulation of transcription by RNA polymerase II. The record is from RefSeq and is a predicted model, not a curated record. Gene Ontology annotation, molecular function: RNA polymerase II transcription regulatory region sequence-specific DNA binding; DNA-binding transcription factor activity, RNA polymerase II-specific. Lineage: Eukaryota; Metazoa; Arthropoda; Insecta; Hymenoptera; Megachilidae.